Messenger RNA from Falco peregrinus (peregrine falcon), 1231 nucleotides. RefSeq names its product pterin-4 alpha-carbinolamine dehydratase 1 (gene PCBD1). NCBI's taxonomy places the organism in Eukaryota, Metazoa, Chordata, Aves, Falconiformes, Falconidae. The annotation marks the transcript as partial. The record is from RefSeq and is a predicted model, not a curated record. Gene Ontology annotation, biological process: tetrahydrobiopterin biosynthetic process. Gene Ontology annotation, molecular function: 4-alpha-hydroxytetrahydrobiopterin dehydratase activity. The transcript has 4 exons.
UCAUUCUGCAUUUUCCUUGUGCAACAGGUUAAAAAAGUGACCCUACAGAAGAGGGGUGGGUGGUUCAGGGGUGGACACAUCACCACUUCCGUGCGCAAGGGUUCAAAGAGACCCCGGGUUAGCCUCCCUCAAGUCCCAUGGCCCCAUAGGGCCCCGCGGGUGGCUGACCACUGCCGGCCUGCGCUGGGAAAGGCGCAGGAACAGGGACAGCAGCUCGCCGGGGGUGGACCCGGCCCCCUUGCCACGCCUCCCCGGACAAGCCGCGGCUCCACGGGGCAGCGGUACAGCGCGCAGCACCCAGCCUGGGCCUGGGACGGAGGCUGCGGAGACCCGCGGGCAAUGGCUGGAAAAGCCCACAGGCUGAGCACGGAGGAGAGGGAGCAGCUGCUGCCAAACCUGAGAGCUGUGGGGUGGAACGAGGUGGAAGGCAGAGAUGCCAUCUUCAAAGAGUUUCACUUCAAGGACUUCAACCGGGCUUUUGGCUUCAUGACCAGAGUGGCUCUACAGGCAGAAAAACUGGAUCACCACCCUGAAUGGUUCAAUGUGUACAAUAAGGUUCACAUCACCUUGAGCACCCACGAGUGUGGAGGCUUAUCGGAGCGAGAUAUCAACUUGGCCAGCUUCAUCGAGCAGGUUGCAGCUUCGCUUUCCUGACCAGAGAGAGAGAAGCCAGAAAUCAGCUGUGCUGCGGCCACAACCCAUCUCACCUGGGCAGUUGUACGUAAAGCCUUCUCCCAUUUCCAUGCUAGUUCCUGGACCCAGACUGCUCAACACCCUACUAAGCUCCCGGCCACAGCUCAGGUGGAUGGAGGCACUUCUUGAGCACCAUGCAAAUAUCCAUCUCUGAUCUUGCAACUUCCAUUCUUAAACCCCUUCUUAGCUGUGUGCUACCAGCCCCCACACUGCUGAGCCUCUGGGGCUUUCAGCGGACCUGCCUUUAUGAGGAGUCAUGUUACACAAUUGUGCCAGUAAAUCUUUCCAGAGUCUCACCCCAUCCAGGCACUGUGUUAUUGCUUUGUACUUGCUGGAAUAUGCUUUCAACCUAAAACACAGUAUGCAAACCCUUUAGUUUCUCUGUAACAUACCAGAAACUGUGAUGUGCAAUUUGGUUAUUACUAUAACCUCCCUCUAGCAGUAUUAUAAGCAGGCAUGUGAUCUCACCCCUAUUGUAACCAGCCUUGAGUAGGAUACCAGUUGAAAAUGUUUACAAUAAAUGUCUUGGUUAACCUGA